Molecule: messenger RNA, 2479 nt
Organism: Fopius arisanus
Lineage: Eukaryota; Metazoa; Arthropoda; Insecta; Hymenoptera; Braconidae
Gene: Nep5
Product: endothelin-converting enzyme 1
Exons: 17
Coding region: 25-2463 (812 amino acids)
Biological process (GO): protein processing
Cellular component (GO): plasma membrane
Molecular function (GO): metalloendopeptidase activity
Source: RefSeq, a predicted model, not a curated record
GAUCCGGUCAGUGGGACAACGAGCAUGAACCAACAACACCAGCAUGAGUCACCGUCAGUUUACUCCAUCAGCAGUAAAACACAUUUGGUUACUGUUAAAUCGAGAGAUGCAUAUUUUAAAAAGACACGAAAGAAAAGUUUGUACGUUUUGAUGACUCUAUCCGUUUUAAUAGCCGGUUUGAUGGCCAGUGUUAUUACCCUUGGCAUCCUCUACUCAAGAGUGAAGGUCGCUCAACCCAUAUGUUACACCGAAGAGUGUGUCAGAAUCGCUGCAAGUCUCAAAGAGUCUAUGGAUACGUCUAUAGAUCCAUGUGAAAACUUUUACCAAUAUGCAUGUGGAAGGUGGUCAGAGAAUCAUCCGACUCCAGAUACCAGCAUGAUGCACUCCUGGUUCAGCGAGAGAUCGGAUAAAGUAACACGCAAAGUUCGUCAGCUUCUCAGGAAUAAUCUCACCGAUGUACCCUGGGCUGUUUCCCAGGCGAAGAUGCUUUAUGACAGUUGUGUCAACACUGGAUUUAUGGAUACUCUUGGACUCUCGCCAUUAUUAAAUCUCCUGAAGGAACUAGAUAUCCCCCAAGUCCCGGCAAUUCUCGGUAAAGAGGACGGGAAUUUCAUUGAAAAAAUUGGAAAAGUCAGGCGAAUUCUCGGGAAGGAUGUGCUAAUUGGGUUCAGUGUCAUUCCUGAUCCUAGAAAUCGCAGUAGGAAUAUUAUUAUUUUGGAUUCCCCUUCGUCUGUUAGUCCUCUGCCUGGAGACAGAGAGAUCGAGAGAAGACUGAAAAGUCUUCGAACGAGAAUGGCCAGGUCGUCGAUAUAUGAGGAAGAUGUGGCUGUUAAUCCUGUAGCAAUUGAAAAGGCCUACAUCGCUGCGGUAAUUAGGGAAGUAAUCAGCAACGGCACUUCCUUAUCCUGCAAUUCAUCUAGUGUUAUCUCAUCCUCGGAGGAAGAUCGUAUUGCCAAAGCGGCGCACCACAUAUACGAGCUGAGUGCAAUAUUCUAUUAUAUGAGUCGAGAAGAUAAUAACGAAACAGUGACUGACGAGGACAUCACUGACAAGGACUACAUGCUCGUGGAUAAUCUCCAAAGAUUGACUGAUAAUUAUGUCAAAUACGAGAAUUGCUCGUUAAAGCCUAGGAAAAUUUGGCGGCCCUUCAUCGAGGAAGUAUGUCGUGGUGUCGUGGAUUUGGAUUUAGAUGGGAGGGAUAAAGUUCUGGUUGCCAAUUUCGGGUAUAUCAAGGACUUGGCUCUGCUCUUAGCUACCACUGAUGAUGAUAAAUUAGAGAGCGCCAUAUGGUGGACUGUUGUAGACGUCGUUGCUCCUCAUUCUUCCAACAAUUUGAGAAAAAUUUGGGCCGAAUAUAUCGAUAAAUUGAUCAGUAUUGAAGUCUCAGAGCCGAGGUCCAUACACUGUGCCGAUGUAGUUAAUUAUAUGAUGGGAAUGGCGGUUUCCUGGCUGUUUGUCGAGCCGGAAUUCUCCAGUAAUGUCGCUCCCAAGGUCGUUGAGAUGCUGGAGCACAUUCGGACAUCAUUUGCUUCAUUGGUUGCCACCACUGCUUGGAUGGACCAAAAAACUAAACUCUCGACCCUCGAGAAAUCGAAAAAAAUGGUGUACGUUAUCGGACAUCCUGAUUGGCUGUUCGAGGACAAAAUACUGAAUGAAUACUACGAAGGAGAAAUUCUUCAACUAUUCACGAUUUUGGAUGAAUUUCAGAUAGACAUGAAGGAGGACACGUAUUUCGAUAAUAUGCUGUCGAUAGCUCGAUUGAUGAGUAAAACAGAAAUUGAAGGUGUCGAAGAAAUAAAUCACAUGAAUAAUACAUAUUGGGCCGCUGGACCGACAGACGUAAAUGCUGUCUAUACAGUCGUUGCCAAUCACAUAACAAUUCCGGCUGCCAUUCUACAAUUUCCGUUCUAUGAAUUGGGCCUGGAAGCUCUCAAUUACGGUGCGAUUGGUACAAUUUUGGGUCACGAGUUGACCCACGGUUUUGAUAAUAGCGGUCGUCUUUACGACGGAGAUGGCAAUCUUCGUCAAUGGUGGAGCAACGACACCAUCCUCGAGUACAAGGACAAGGUGGAGUGCUUCAUUCAGCAUUACGGAGAGUACUACGAAGAAGAGGUGGAUGAGCACAUUGACGGCCAGUUGACCUUGGACGAGAAUAUCGCCGACAACGGUGGUCUGCGUGAAGCUGUUCUUGCCUACAGGAGGUGGAAGACCAAACACGGUCAAGAGCCUGCGCUACCGGGUUUCACUCACCUAAGCCACGAGCAGCUGUUAUUUUUGGCUUUUGCUCAUUUAUGGUGCGAAUCUCAUACUCCAGAGUCCUUGAGGUGGAUGCUCCGGGAUUCGCAUUCACCAGGACACGUGAGAUUGAAAGCAGUUUUAACGAAUUCUAAGGAAUUCAGCGAAGCCUGGGAGUGUCCUGUUGGAGCACCCAUGAAUCCACGAAAAAAAUGCCGCAUUUGGUGAAUCAAAAAUAUCAAUU